UGCUUCACCCCAGCCCAGAGAUUUACAAGGAUCUGUACGAUUGCAAGAAGCACUACCCAGCCAUCUCUCGUCCGGCGCUACACUCUAAACCGCCCGCCACUACAGAAGCAUUUGCUACUACGAUCACCGGCAACCCCUCACCUCCAUCCAAGGAGAAGCGUAACAACCAAGCCAACCACCACAGCGACACCGUCAUCAUCAAAUAACAUCACAACCACAAUGGCAGCAAACGAACGCUACAAACUCGUCUUCUUUGUCCCUCCCUCCGACCUGGAGAAAUGCAAGGAGGCCAUCUUCGCGACGGGCGCGGGAACCUUCCCCGGAGGAAAGUACAGCAAAUGCGCAUUCCAGACGACGGGCACUGGACAGUUCCUUCCCUCGGACACGGCGAAUCCAGCGAUUGGGCAACAGGGGAUGUUGGAGUCUGUGGAGGAGGUCAAGGUUGAGAUAAUGUGUUUCUCGAGGGAGGUGAUGGUCGAGGCUGUGGGGGAGCUGGUGAAGGCUCAUCCGUACGAGGAGGUUGCGUAUGAGGUGUAUCGGGUGGAGGAUAUCUGAGGAUAUUUGAUCCACUCAUAUCUAUGACUAGUAUUGCAAUGAAUCUAUCUCCUGUCUCUCGUCUCGUCUCGUCUCGUCUGUCCUUCUGUUGUCUCUGUGCUCUCUGGAGUAAAACUGCCAGGCGGAGUAAUCUGCCUGCGCUGAUUGGCUGUAGCUGCCGUGGACAUCCUCUUCCGCUCACUUCGACUUCAUCACUUCCUCCAGUCUCUGUAGUCU
Messenger RNA from Monascus purpureus, 771 nucleotides. NCBI's taxonomy places the organism in Eukaryota, Fungi, Ascomycota, Eurotiomycetes, Eurotiales, Aspergillaceae. The record is from the annotation of a GenBank genome assembly.